AAAGCCCCUCCAGAAGAGGGAACUUUUUCUCCGAGGGGGCUCCAAGGAGAAGGCCAUGAAUUACGAAUUUGAGCGAGAGAUUGGUUUUAUCAAUAGCCAGCCGUCGCUCGCUGAGUGCCUGACAUCUUUUCCCCCUGUCGCUGAUACAUUUCAAAGUUCAUCAAUCAAGACCUCGACGCUUUCACACUCGACACUGAUUCCUCCUCCUUUUGAGCAGACCAUUCCCAGCCUGAACCCGGGCAGUCACCCUCGCCACGGCGCUGGCGGCCGCCCCAAGCCGAGCCCCGCGGGCAGCCGCGGCAGCCCAGUGCCCGCCGGCGCCCUGCAGCCGCCCGAGUACCCCUGGAUGAAGGAGAAGAAGGCGGCCAAGAAAACCGCACUGCCGCCCGCUUCGGCCGCCGCCGCCACCGGCCCUGCCUGCCUCAGCCACAAAGAAUCCCUGGAAAUCGCCGAUGGCAGCGGCGGGGGCUCCCGGCGCCUGAGAACUGCUUACACCAACACGCAGCUUUUAGAGCUGGAAAAAGAAUUUCAUUUCAACAAGUACCUUUGCAGACCCCGAAGGGUGGAAAUAGCAGCGCUGCUGGAUUUGACUGAGAGACAAGUGAAAGUGUGGUUUCAGAACCGGAGGAUGAAGCACAAGAGGCAGACCCAGUGCAAGGAGAACCAAAACAGCGAAGGAAAAUUUAAAAGCCUCGAAGACUCUGAGAAAGCGGAGGAGGAUGAGGAAGAGAAGUCGCUCUUUGAGCAAGCCCUCAGCGUUUCCGGGGCCCUUCUGGAGAGGGAAGGUUACACUUUUCAGCAAAAUGCCCUCUCUCAGCAGCAGGCUCCCAAUGGACACAAUGGCGACUCCCAAAGUUUCCCAGUUUCGCCUUUAACCAGCAAUGAGAAAAAUCUGAAACAUUUUCAGCACCAGUCACCUACUGUUCCUAACUGCUUGUCAACAAUGGGCCAGAACUGUGGCUCUGGCCUAAACAAUGACAGUCCCGAGGCCCUCGAGGUCCCCUCUUUGCAGGACUUUAACGUUUUUUCCACAGAUUCCUGCCUGCAGCUUUCAGAUGCAGUCUCGCCCAGUUUGCCGGGUUCCCUCGACAGUCCUGUAGAUAUUUCAGCUGACAGCUUUGACUUUUUUACAGACACACUCACCACAAUCGACUUGCAGCAUCUGAAUUACUAAAAACAUUAAAGCAAAACAAAGCAUCACAAAA
Molecule: messenger RNA, 1205 nt
Organism: Hippopotamus amphibius kiboko
Lineage: Eukaryota; Metazoa; Chordata; Mammalia; Artiodactyla; Hippopotamidae
Gene: HOXA2
Product: homeobox A2
Exons: 2
Coding region: 56-1174 (372 amino acids)
Biological process (GO): regulation of DNA-templated transcription
Molecular function (GO): DNA-binding transcription factor activity, RNA polymerase II-specific; DNA binding
Source: RefSeq, a predicted model, not a curated record